UAACAUGAUGCAGUUGAAAGGCAAUUCAAUGUUUGUACAGUACAAUGUAAAAUAAGAAAAGAUAUAAAUGAAAUUGCAAUAUAGGUUGUCCCGUGUGAUUACAAUAUAGAUUAUUUACAUCCAAUGUCAUCCAGGCUCGGCAGAUGUUUGACGGGGAAUAUAGGAGUUUGGAAUGCUUGUAUGCAGCUGACAUUGUCCAAGUUCCAAAGCCAAUUAAAGUUAUAGAUUUACCAGAGGGAGGCUCAGCAUUGGCCAUGGAACAUGUUCAGAUAGAUAGUUUGUCCACACAGACAGGAUAACUAGGGGAAUUGAUGGCCAGGUUACAUUUGCGAAAUUCUGAGUUGCUGGAAAAGUCUAAGAGGACUGAGAAAUAUGCUGGAAAAGCCAACCAGUUAACUCCUGUCACACAAUUUGGAUUCGACACAACCACUUGUUGUGGGUACUUACCACAGGACAAUACUUGGCAGUGUAACUGGACGGAUUUUUAUUCAAGAAAACUACAACAUCAGAUGAAUUUGAUAGAAAAGGAUUACAGAGACAAAGAAGCAAGAGAACUAUGGUCAGAAUUACAACUGAAACUUCCCACGUUCUUUAACAUGUUGGAUGACAUACAGCCAGCUCUGAUGCAUGGGGAUUUAUGGGGAGGAAAUGUUGGUGAAAACAAAAAUGGCCCAGUAAUAUAUGAUCCUGCUAGUUUUUAUGGCCACUCUGAGUUUGAUUUAGCCAUUGCAAAGAUGUUCGGUGGAUUUGGUUCAUCUUUCUUUGACAACUACCACAAGGUUAUCCCACAGUCUUCUGGUUUCAAACAGAGGGAAAAUCUGUAUAACCUCUUCCACUACCUCAAUCAUUGGUAA
Molecule: messenger RNA, 854 nt
Organism: Ostrea edulis (European flat oyster)
Lineage: Eukaryota; Metazoa; Mollusca; Bivalvia; Ostreida; Ostreidae
Product: ketosamine-3-kinase-like
Exons: 6
Coding region: 312-854 (180 amino acids)
Source: RefSeq, a predicted model, not a curated record